GCAUUAUUGACUCGAGAACCGAACAAUAUCAUGGCAUUGCGCGCUGCAGAGUGGUGCAAGCUGCCCACGAGCUUGACAGAGCUCUGCAUCAGCACAACACUGCGCUGUGGACAGUCUUUCAGAUGGCGAAAGUCAGAGGACGAUAUAUGGAGCUGUGCCAUGCAUGGCCGUAUUCUCUCCCUCCGCCAGGAUGCUGAAGCACUCCACUACCGCGCCAUCUUCCCCUCGAAACCUGCCCUACCCACGCCUCGAGCAUCCACUGCGCCUUCAGUUGCCGCCGCCGCCGACGACGACACCUUCGCCUUCCUGAACCAUUACUUCAACCUGACACCUAAUCUCGGCCAGCUGUACGAGCAGUGGGCAGCCUCAGAUGCCAACUUCAAACGACGAGCGCCAAAGUUCACAGGCAUACGAAUACUGCGGCAAGAUGCCUGGGAGGCGCUGAUAGGCUUCAUAUGCAGCAGCAACAACAACAUCAGCCGGAUAUCAGGCAUGGUGCACAAUCUGUGUCUACACUAUGGCCCGCUGAUAGGACACAUUGACGAUGUCCCGUAUCACGACUUCCCAACGCCAGAAGCUCUCUGCAAGCCCGAAGUGGAAGAGCAUCUGAGAAGACUGGGCUUUGGAUAUCGAGCGAAAUACAUUGCGAAGACGGCACGUAUAGUCGCGGAAGAGAAAGGGGGGUUAAAAUGGCUGGAAGCACUCAGCAAUCCGGAACUACCACAGUUUGGCGUCGAACCACAGCCAGCUGGCGAGCUCAUGGAAGGCGGCAGAGAAGGCUACCGCAAGGCACACGAAGAGCUGCUGGUGCUGCAAGGCGUUGGUCCAAAAGUCGCCGACUGCGUCUGCCUCUUCGGUCUGGGCUGGCUCGAGGCUGUACCUGUCGAUACGCACGUUUGGCAGAUUGCGCAGAAGGACUACAAAUUCGGCAAGGGUAAGCACAGUAGUCUGACCGCAGCGACAUACAUUGCAAUCGGCAGCCUCUUCAGGAAGCUCUGGGGCAAGGAGGCUGGCUGGGCACAUUCGGUCUUGUUCACGGCAGACCUGAAGGCCUUCGCUGAGAGGACAGUCGCGAAGACAGAGGUCAAGGAAGAGGAAGUUGUGGUCAAAACUGAGGGCGACGACGUCGUGGCUGAAGCGUUUAUCAAGAAGGAGAUCAUCAAACGCAAGAUAAAAACAGAACCCAACGACGACGAACACCUGGUCCUCGACGCCAAAGAGGUGGCAACGCGACGCAGUAAACGACAACGAGCGUGAGAAUCUCGAAGCACCAUUUCCAUCACGUAGCAAGCAAAAAUCCAAAACGCUGCACUGGUCGAGGCCGCCGUAGUCGCUCGUGUAAUCUCAUAGGCAACGAUAGAACUUCUUGUUCAUGGGUUCGUUGCUCAUUAGGUAGAGACUCCUGAGUCGUAACAUAAAUGUCUCUCCAAUUGGACAUUUCUUUUGGUAACAACUGUAACAGUACAAUGAGCCAGACUAUCUACUAAAGUACCGGACUCAGAAGCAAAAUCGCGGUCGAGGUGAACAUGAAGUGACGAGGCUGAAACGUUCACUUCCACGCCAGUCCGACUCGGGACCGACGCUCAAUCUCUCUAGGUACGUGCACGACCACAAACUAGCACGAUGCAGCCGUCAGGGCGUUGGGUGCAGCUGAGUGGUUUGAAAGGAGCCAAUGGCUGCUUAGCUUCGCCUCCCACUCAUGUACGAAGUAGGGUUGAUGAAGGGCUGUGCAUGCGGC
Molecule: messenger RNA, 1738 nt
Organism: Didymella exigua CBS 183.55
Lineage: Eukaryota; Fungi; Ascomycota; Dothideomycetes; Pleosporales; Didymellaceae
Product: DNA glycosylase
Exons: 2
Coding region: 31-1257 (408 amino acids)
Biological process (GO): nucleotide-excision repair; base-excision repair; base-excision repair, AP site formation
Cellular component (GO): nucleus
Molecular function (GO): 8-oxo-7,8-dihydroguanine DNA N-glycosylase activity; damaged DNA binding
Source: RefSeq, a predicted model, not a curated record